GUCUCUAGGUCGUGUCGGUCGUGCGGAGUCUGUCUGUGUUUUCUCGCCGUGCGCUACAGUGCUGCCGUUGAGCGGUGACUAGUGGUGAUAGCGCGGACUUGAACUGACUUGGACUAGCGCAUUUUCCCAGGAUUAAAGUGAUUAGCUGUGGUGAGCACAAGGUGCGCGGAAAAAGUUUCCUGCAUUUCGAUGCAGGCUCUCGUGCUUCGAGUGAUGCUGUGUGUUGCUACAGUGAUUGAAGAUUAAUGUGAAUAUUUGGAUACGGUGUAUUUCGUGAAAGAGUGUGAUUUGAUUGUUUUGGUUAUCAACUGUGCUACAAGAAAAAAUAAAUACAACGGAUAAUGACAACACGUGACGCUAGUUGAACGUGAAUUUUGGAUUCAAGCAAAACCAUACCGCAAAAGCGAAAAACCAUUCACAGUGCUAGUGUAGUGGCAAACCUCCCGUGAGUAAACAGAACCCCACACGUGUUACCGGUUGAGAAGACGUCGACAACGACGACGGCGACGACUCCCCCGGAAGCAGCCCCAGAGGAGCGCACGUUGGCAUUGGCGUUCGUUACGCAGAAACCCCGGAGGAACACCCGCUUCAAAAUUUUAACGGAAAACACAAAGGCGCCCCCUAGGGCUGUCGCGUUGGCGUCCUAUCUGGGGGACGGAUUCUCGGCAGUGGGCACCCGGGCCCCACCGGCGAAAGACCUGAUGGCGUUCGGUUCGGUGCUGCAGCACAACCAGCACAACAUAGGUCGGGGCGAGCCGCCGUCCGGGGUUGUGGACCCGUGUGCCGGAUGUAACAAGCCAAUCCUAGACAAAUUCCUGCUGAACGUGCUGGAGCGGGGCUGGCAUGCGUCGUGCGUGCGGUGCUGCGAGUGUCACCAGCCCCUGUCCGACAAGUGCUUCAGCCGGGAGUCGAAGCUCUACUGCAGGAAUGACUUCUUUCGACGAUACGGUACAAAGUGCAGUGGUUGUGGGCAGGGGAUCGCGCCCUCGGAUCUAGUGCGAAAACCGCGUGAUAAAGUGUUUCAUUUGAAUUGUUUUACGUGUUGUAUUUGUAGAAAACAGUUGAGCACAGGUGAACAGCUGUACGUUUUAGAUGACAAUAAAUUUAUCUGUAAGGACGACUAUCUGCUCGGCAAGGGACCACAUCCAUCAACGAUGACAGAUUCAUUGAUGGGUUCGGCGUCGGAAGAUGAAGAUGAUGAUGAACACAUACGGUCAGGGUUAGGUAUAGGACCGCUUGGGCCAAAUGAAGGACCCCUCGGAGCUUCGGACCUGUCGGUGCAAAGUAUGAGUACGGAUAGUAAAACGGGCCACGACGAUAGUGACCAGGGUUCCCUGGACGGUGACCCGGACUGCCGGGGGGAUUCGCAGGCCGAAAACAAAAGUCCCGACGAUGGUGGCGGUUCGAAGCGAAGGGGUCCCCGGACAACGAUAAAGGCCAAACAGUUAGAAGUGUUGAAGACUGCAUUUAGCCAAACGCCGAAACCUACACGGCACAUUAGGGAACAGUUAGCGAAAGAAACGGGUCUGCCGAUGCGGGUAAUACAGGUUUGGUUUCAAAACAAGCGCUCGAAAGAACGGAGGCUCAAACAACUGACCAGCAUGGGCCGAGGGCCGUUCUUCGGGGGAGCACGAAAAAUGCGCGGAUUCCCGAUGAAUCUGUCGCCCGGUGGAUUGGACGAGCCUGGCUUUCCCUACUUUGCUGCCGACGGCAAGUUCGACUUUGGCUACGGCGGACCGCCGUUCCAUCCCCACGAUGCGCCCUUUUUCCCCGGUCACCCUGGCGCUGGACCAAUGCCUUUUAACGCUCCGGGAGGACCCAUGGACCACUCCGGACCGAUCCCCAUGGUGAGCGACUUCGGUGGCAUGACCCCGGAGACAAACUUCCUCGGCCAGCCAAACGGUCCCCCGGGUAAUGCGGCCGGCCUCGGUGGCCCGCCUGAGAAUAUGAUCGGUGGACCGAGGCCCGGCAGCCCCGAGUUCAUGACCUCCGGCAACUUCUCCGAACCUCAGAACAUGCAAAACGAGGGACUGGUUUGGUAAAAAUUACUGAACUUUUUUAGCAUUGUUAAGUGAUAGUUAAUUCCUAAGUAAUUUAUUUGUUUUUGUUAACUAUUUCCUAAACGGGUCGCGCACGGCCAGCAGAAUAAAGAGAUAGAUUUAUUACGUUUGAGCUUCUCGCAGAUUGCUGCAUUUAAACGAAUUGUGUACAUACUGCUGCCAUGGAAUCCUCAAAUUGCGCUCCAUAGACUAUUUAUCAAGAUUGCUCACCAUGGUUUCGGUCAUCGCUGAAGCAAUGUUCCUAAAAAAUUGCUCCAUUUUUUUCAAUCCAAAAUUCAACAAAGUUCUAAAUUCAGCAAAAAAAACAACCAUGCAAAACAUUUUUAUGCCAACAAAAUGCUUAUAAAUUAUUAUUUUUAGUUCAAAGCUCUAACUCUACUUAACUCGAUCACUGUUUUUUGGUCGACAAUAAAUAAAAUAUUGAAAGACACAUUUUUCAGAGUUUACAGCACUCAAUUAUCCGAAGGCCUUGGCAAUACUUCGGUCUUUUUUUAUUGUCGAGCUUAAGCAUGACCCCUAAACUUCUCUAAAGUGAUUUAGUAUUUUUAAAUCCUAGAUAGCAGCAAAAAUGACAGUGAUAAAAUAUAAAAAAAUGCAUUUUUAAAUUUAAUAGGCAAUAGUGGUAGUAGAACUCGAAUUUGAUGUUAAAAGCAGGAAAAUAAAAGAUCACAUUUUUUCAUGACUCGAUUAUCCGCAUUCCUAUACAAACCUUUAGAUAAUCGAACAUAGGAUAAUCGAAAUGUCGGGUACUCGAGUCUGCACUGUAUAUAUUUUUAAAUAUGUUUUAAAAGAAUCUAAACUCUUUUGGAAAACAAAAUUGCAUUAAUUUUUGCCAUCCUCACCUCAAUGAGGAAAGGCUGUAAAAUCACUCGAAAAACGAACUUUUUACUUUGACCUCCUAGACAUAUCGGCUCAGCAUCAAAUUCUGAGCAAAUGUCUGUGCGGGUGGUUGGAUGUUGAUAAAAAUAAUUGCACUCGAUUAUCUCGGAACUGGCUGAACCGAUUUUGUCCGUUUUGGCAUCAUUCAAUCCAUCUUGGGGUCCUCUUAGUCACAAUCUACAAAUGGCGAUGUUUAGUUAAGUACUUCAAAAGUUUUUUUUAAAUCGAUUUUGACUUGAGUCCGGAAGAUUGUAAAAAGGGUGGUUUUUGUAAGAAAACCUGUCAUGCUAUAUAUUUUUAAAGAUCUGACAACCCUAUCAAAAGUUAUGGUCACUUAAGUGUUAUUUACAGACUUUUUUGAGGCCAGAUCUCAAAAAUCUUGAUGAAAAAGUUGUCCGGAUCUAUCAUACAACCCAUCGUUGGCUAGGUCAUCAAAAGACCUUUUUAACGAGCUCAAAAUAUUGAAGGUCUGAUAACGCUAACAAAAGUUAUGAGCAAUUGUGCUAAAACAUAAUUUUUACGGAACAAAGAAGAGUAGAAAUUGCUACAGAUCCAGUUGAGGCAGCAUUCUUCAUAUUAUGGCAGAAACGUUAGUAAUGCUUUUUUCAGCAUUUUGUUUGCAUGCAUUCAGGCGCAACUGAAUACAAGCAGAAAGCUUUUUCAAUUGAUUUUAGGAGGAAGGCACCAAUUACAGAGGUGGUUUAAAGUAACGUUUUUUUCUAAGAACCUGUAAAGAAAAUGAUCUAUUUUGUUGAUAUUGAUCAUUUUUUAAGUCAAACAAGUCAAAAAUUAAGAAACUGUAAUUUUAACUAUAGAAAACGUUAACUUUUUAAUCUCAAGAUUCUGUGAAAUUUUAAAUGGCUUUGAGAACAAAACAAUAAAUAAGCAUAUAAAAUAGUUUAUUGCGGACUUUAAAAAAAAAACUAAAAAUAUGUGUGUUCAAUCUUGAUAACGAGUCUAUGCAAAUUAUUUUGUUAUUUUUUAGUUUUUCAUAUCAGACAAAACAACCUGCGAAAGGUUCGUCUCGUCAAAUGGAACCGAUUGGCCAUACUAAGGCCACCGAUAGCUUCUCGAAUAUAUUUCGCCAGAGUGAGAAAGAGCAAACGAAUAAAAAAAACUAACUUUGCUCCGUUCGAUUUUGUUGCGUUUUAAGUCGUUUAGUGGAUGGCUCGUUAACAGGCUUGUUUUCAUCUCACAUCACGUAAAAUGCUAAAAAACCAACAGUUUAAGAAUAUCCGUUGAACGAAUGUGACCGAACGGCGCUUGGUUAUGACAUCAUUUGGGAGGGAAUUUGACAACUGUUUGAUUUAUUUAAACAAAAUCAUCUUCACUUCUCCACGUUUUUUAAACACAUCGUGUAUGGAUCUCAAAUUUACAAAAGUUAUUAUUUGAAAAGUUGCAUUCCAAAUGAGUCAUAACCAGCAAAGCCAAGAAAUGAUCAGUUUUAAGGAUCUUUUUCUAGAAGACAAUUCAAAGUGCUGUCUGAAGCAGUUGCAAACAAAAUCAAUCCUACCAUCAGUAUUAUUAAUUAGAGAAGAGAAAGAAAACAUCUUGAAAUAGUUGAAGAGCUGCAAAGUUUUUAAAUCUUAUUAAAAUAGAACAAAAAUAAGCUCAACUCACCGACAAAUGCGGAAAAAAUUCUGAAUCUUUCAUUUUUUCAGUUAUGCGUUGUUAAAACUUUAUGAACCUCAUUUUUGUUUUGGAUUCGACGACUAAACGCAAUUUAUAUUCAAAAGUCUGAGCUCACCAACAUGAAAGCGUACAAGCGAGUCGAUUUUUAACAUUGUAACUAAUAGACAGAUAAGUAGAGCAAACACCACCAAUCAAUCUCGUCGAAAAAUGUAUCAAAUGAGUUACGCGCGUGCAUCCCACAUUCAGUGCGACACGGGAAAUGAAGAAUGAUUGUGAGUAAACUGUAUGGAAAGAUACUUUCCCCCUAAAGCAGAAGAAAGAAAAACUUCCUCGUACAUUUCAAAACAGCUUUAUUUUUUUUAAGUUGGUUAGGAAGGAAACUGUAAAUAACGUUUUAACUGUGCGCCUUUUUACAAGUGUAAAGCAGAAACAAAUCAGCUCGCAAAUUUGAGCGAAAGAAAAGUCAGUAAGGCGCGAUGCAAAUGAAAGUGAAGCCGAAGUGAAAUCGAAGAAGUAGAUAAAUUUAGAUGAAAUUGUAAGUUGAUGAAAAGAUGAGUAGGGAAAACUGACUUUUCUUUCGCUUUAAGUUUGUGGUUCUUUUCAAUGCAAAAAUUUGAAGAACACACUCUAUAAACUAUAUCGGUAAAUGGAUAUCAGAAAACGAUGUGGCAGAGGUGGAAAGCGUAGGUACUCGUAGGUGUAAUAUAAAAUACUGCAAAGGGUUGUACAUAAGCGGGCAAUGAAAAUAAAUAGGCGAGUGUUACGCGGAUACUCACCACGUGGGAGUAUGAGCAUUGUCAAAGUAUUUAUAUAAUCGGUGACAAUGGAAAACAAUAAGAAAGCAACGGUGGAACGUAAGGUGGACAAAAACAAACAUUGUGUUAAUAUUUAUAUAGGAAAUGACACUAUGGAAAUAUUAAAAAAUAAAAUUAAUGUGAAAUUUA
Messenger RNA from Culex pipiens pallens (northern house mosquito), 5515 nucleotides. It is a transcript of the gene Lim1, whose product is annotated as LIM/homeobox protein Lhx5. Gene Ontology annotation, biological process: neuron differentiation; regulation of transcription by RNA polymerase II. Bases 702 to 2042 code for a protein of 446 amino acids. The record is from RefSeq and is a predicted model, not a curated record. The transcript has 6 exons. NCBI's taxonomy places the organism in Eukaryota, Metazoa, Arthropoda, Insecta, Diptera, Culicidae. Gene Ontology annotation, cellular component: nucleus. Gene Ontology annotation, molecular function: RNA polymerase II transcription regulatory region sequence-specific DNA binding; DNA-binding transcription factor activity, RNA polymerase II-specific.